This is a messenger RNA of Brassica napus (rape), 2541 nucleotides long. RefSeq names its product putative F-box protein At1g33530. Gene Ontology annotation, molecular function: protein binding. The coding region runs from base 1 to 1233 and encodes 410 amino acids. The transcript is spliced from 2 exons. The record is from RefSeq and is a predicted model, not a curated record. NCBI's taxonomy places the organism in Eukaryota, Viridiplantae, Streptophyta, Magnoliopsida, Brassicales, Brassicaceae.
AUGUGGCCCAACUCUUCAAACGGUUGUCUGAAGGGAUCGUGGACAUCUCAAGAAUGUCGAGAACGUUGCUCAAAGUCAAAAUUUGUGCGGAAUUGUUUUAAUAAUAUAGAUAUAGCUCUGUCAAUGGUGGAACUGGUUGAGUUGAAGAGAAACAAAUGGAAGGCGAAGAUCCAACAUACCAAAGGGCAGCUUUUAGCGAUUUUGGGCAGAGUUUUAUUAGUUUGUCGUAAGAAACAAGAAAAUGCAAAACCUAGCUGUAUCAUCAAGAUACCGGAUGAUUUAAUAGAAGAGAUUCUUCACCGUCUUCCGGUGAAAUCGUUGGUAAGAUUAAAAUCAGUAUCGAAAGAAUGGAAAUCAUUGAUGGAAUCCGGCUAUUUAGCAGAGAAACACCUCCGUCUCCUUGAGAAAAAGUAUUAUGGAAUUGUUGAAGAAGAGAUGAAAAUCACUGUUCACAAGUCCACAUCGAAAAGCUUGUGUAUCAAGUUUUUCUCGAAAUGCGGUAAAAUGAGUUCUGGAGCAAGUUCAGGAGGUCUUCUUCGAGUUGCUGGUUCUUGUAAUGGUUUGGUAUGCGUACACGAGUUGGAUUCUGUCAACGUUUAUCUAUGCAACCCAAUGACAGGUGUGACCCGGACACUUACUCCUCCUCCUCAAGCUAACAACAAACUUUCAGUUGGGUUUGGGAUAGAUGUUGUGACAGGAACAUACAAAGUGGUGCUUUUUUAUUAUGGCUUGGGAACAGUGGUUUUCGAUUUCGGCACUAGCAAGUGGAGGCCAACCGCUGGUCCAAUGCCACUUUCUUGCAUUCCGCGUCCUGAUAGAAACCCAGUCUUUGUAAACGGCUCACUCUUCUGGUUGUUGAAAAAUAACUUUUCCGAGAUACUAGUCAUGGAUCUUCACACUGAAAAGUUUCGUACUUUGUCCACACCCAGCGAUAUGGGUGUGACAGUGGGUGAAAUUUACAUGUGCAGUUUCGAGGAUCGUGUCUGUUUCUUUAAUUUCAGACAAAUCUAUAAUUUCAGACAAGGUGUGCGUUCGUACGUGUGGGUCCUUUUAAAGAACGAGAGGUGGGAGAGCACUACAGAUAACUUCUUAGGUAUCCGUAGUCCUCCAAUAAGCUUGAAUUCAGCUUGGUUUUCACAGACCUUAGUUUCUCCUUGUCAGUCGUCGUCUAGCACAUGUAUCCGUUAUAGACAAAGACAGAGGAGUAGUGCAUCUGCACAAUAUUGUCAGUAGCUUCUUUAUCUUCCUCUCUCUCACAUUUAUUAUUGCUUCUCAAUCAAGUAAACAAAAAUGGUUAAAAGUAUUAGUCUUCUUCACAGUUUCAGGUGAUGGAGAUACGAGAGUCAUGGACGCGCCGAUCGAGCUGCAUUUGUCUCUAAACUAAUGAUCCUUUGUUUUUUACUUAUGGUCUCUAAAAAAAUGUUUUCUUGAUUAAUUACUUCUAGGUUGACUCUAUAGUAUAUAGUAAGUAACCUUGGAAGAGCUACUAGUUUUCAUUGAUCGCGUCUAGGGUUUUGAUGGUAAAAGUGCAAUAUGGCUACUAUAUUUGAACGUCUGCUUGGACUCUUUAGAUACUUUUAAUUUUGAAUUUUGAGGCCUAAAAGUGCUACUAUUAAAACCUUUUAGGAGUUUAUUCGCUGCGCCUUUCCCUUUCUCCUUGACGUUUCUUAAACGUGCACUGAUCAAAUCACGUAUUGCUGCAACUACUCUUCGACUUUCAAAAAAAUUGAAUCAAAGUUUUGUAGGCUAAUCACAAAACGCCGAAAAUCUAGGUUUAGUAGGUUAAUCAAGUUGUUUUUUUUUUUUAAUUUAAAAUUUUAACAUGGUGGUAGUUGUAUAUAACGGAAUUGCUUUUUAAAACAUGAAAACAGCAAGGGAUGAAUAUUGUAAAUGGUAAAGAAGAACAGAAUCACGUUUUAAAUGUGAUAACGUAAAUAAGUGAUAUAUCAUUCAACACAUACGUGCUGAUAAAAUGGUUUUCAAAACUAAGGUUUGAGGCUUUGAGCUACAUGGUUCUUCUCUUUGGAGGCUUUUUUGCUUAGGUAAGGAUUCGCGAACCAUAUCUAUGAGCUCAAGUCAUGACCUUAUCAGUUAGGGUUGCACUUUAAUGUUUGUUUAACAUCAGUAGAUUUGCAAAGGAAUUUGUGAUUUAGUGUGUUUAAUAAAGUCAGUUGUUUGAUGAGACGUAGAAUAUUGAAAUUUUGUGCUUAGUGUUCUAGGUCUGUCUCUGCAGAUACUAUCAACUGCUACUCUGAUGGAGCAUGGCUCUCAGCGUCUAGCAAAGGGGGAAUGGGAUGGAUCCAUAAGAAUCAACCUGGCAUCACACUGCGAAAGGGUUCCUUUCAGCGCCACUUUGUUGCCUCUGCUGUGAUAGCGGAAGCUUUGGCUAUGAAGGACUCGAUCUACUCUGCUAUCUAUGCAGGUUUUAAAGACUUAGUCUGUUUCUCAGACUGCAAAAGUCUAACUGACAACCUCACAGGAAAGACUUCUGUGACUGGCCUUGAGGGUAUUCUCCAUGACAUAAGCAUGUUGAGCCAUUCC